Molecule: messenger RNA, 2935 nt
Organism: Saccostrea cuccullata (small rock oyster)
Lineage: Eukaryota; Metazoa; Mollusca; Bivalvia; Ostreida; Ostreidae
Product: BTB/POZ domain-containing protein 9-like
Exons: 12
Coding region: 140-2023 (627 amino acids)
Biological process (GO): circadian behavior; adult locomotory behavior; modulation of chemical synaptic transmission
Cellular component (GO): cytoplasm
Molecular function (GO): protein binding
Source: RefSeq, a predicted model, not a curated record
AGGAAAAUAAACAUGUCGGAAAGUAAAUUUUGCUUGUGUUGACUCGAACAGUUGAGACCAACUGAUACAUAUUCAAAGGAUGUAGCUGUCUUAAUUAGGAAGCAUUUAAGAUUGCUAUGAAUUAAAAAACUGUGGAAAAAUGUGUGACCAUCGGCACUUGCGAUCUCCUCCACCAGCAGGCAUCGUUGAUCAUGUUUCUUUUCUUUCUGACAAUCUUGGUGAAUUAGUGGAGAACUCCGAUUACAGUGAUAUUACUCUCGUUGUGGAAAAUGUACCAUUUCCUGCACACAAAGUUAUUUUGGCAACAAGAUCAGAGUAUUUCAGAGCUCUUUUGUAUGGUGGGAUGAAAGAAUCUCAGCCAGGCACUACACAGGUGGAACUGAAGGACACCUCUGCCUCAGCGUUUAGCAUCCUGUUGAAGUACAUGUACAGUGGACGUCUUAACCUGCUAGAAAUCAAGGAUGAAAAUUUGUUGGACAUAUUGGGGAUGUCUCAUCGCUAUGGCUUUGUAGAUCUUGAAACUGCUAUUUCUGACUAUUUGAAGGCAAUUUUGAACAUCUCGAAUGUCUGUCUGAUUUAUGACAUUGCAAACAUGUAUCAUCUUACUUCCCUGUGUCAAGUUUGCAAGGAUUUCAUUGACAGAAAUGCUCAAGAUAUUUUGGUGAAUGAGACUUUUCUUACCUUGUCUCAGAGUUCAGUCAAAGAUUUGAUAUCAAGGGACUCCUUUUGUGCCCCGGAGAGUACAAUAUUUAAUGCUGUGGUUAAAUGGUCCGAACACAACCAGGGUCAGGACCCGAGCCCCAUUCUGCAGUGUGUGAGAUUACCCCUGAUGACCAUGAAUGACCUGCUGAACGUGGUCAGACCUACGGCACUAGUAUCAGCUGAUUCCAUACUAGACGCAAUCAAACUGCAGUCAGAGAGUCGGGACAUGGAACUCAAUUACAGAGGCUCACUAAUUCCAGAAACAAACAUAGCUACACAGAGGUUUGGAGCCCAGGUAAUUCGGGGGGAGAUGAAAAAUUCACUUCUUGAUGGCGACUGUCAAAAUUACGAUCUGGACAGAGGGUUCACACGUCACCCUAUUGACGAUAAUUAUGGACAGGGCGUGGUGAUUAAAUUAGCCAGCCCUUACAUCAUCAACUGUAUCAAACUAUUGUUGUGGGAUAGGGAUAUGAGGUCCUACUCGUAUUACCUGGAAGUUUCUAUGGAUGACAAGGACUAUGAAAAGGUGGUGGAUCACAGUAAAUACCUGUGUCGGUCCUGGCAAACACUUUUCUUCCAACCAAGAGUUGUCAGAUACAUAAAGGUUGUUGGAACUCAUAACACUGUCAACAGAGUGUUCCAUCUUGUUUCUUUUGAAUGCCUCUUCACAAACAAACCUUUUGUGUUGGAGCAGGGUUUAGUGGUUCCAUCUGAGAAUGUUGCCACAAUAGCAGCAGGUGCCUGUGUGAUUGAGGGGGUGAGUCGCAGCAGGAAUGCCCUCAUUAAUGGGGACACCAGGCACUAUGACUGGGACUCGGGCUACACCUGCCACCAGCUGGGGAGUGGGGCCAUUAUUGUCCAGCUAGCCCAGCCCUACAUCAUAGACACCAUGAGGUUGCUGUUGUGGGAUUGUGACGACAGGAGCUAUAGUUAUUAUGUAGAAGUCUCCACAGAUCAGAAAUCAUGGUUCUCCCUGGCUGACAAGCGCAAGGAGCAGUGCAAAUCAUGGCAAGUUAUUAAAUUUGAGAAGAGACCUGUAACAUUUGUGAAGAUUGUUGGAACCCAUAAUACAGCAAAUGAGGUUUUCCAUUGUGUUCAUUUUGAAUGCCCUGCAGAGAUGACCAACACUGCUAACAACAAUAGUGUCCCAUCUCCUGCAAGUCCCCAAGCCCCUGGGCCCAGGUCUGCCAGCCCCUCCCCCAGACCCAAUAUGCACCAGUCCCAAAGUUCAGAGACUUAUGCAAGUGCAGAGUACUCCCCCCAUGAUGCCCCAGAAGCCGAUCGAUUGGACAGCAACAGCUCUCACGAGUCGGAAAACUAGCUUCUGAUUGGACAGAAUUUCUAAAGGAGAGUGCAAUUUUUCUGUGAUUUUGUGUUACAGUCAGGAGAAUAAAUAUUCCCUGAUUUAACACAGUUGUGACUAAUUGACAUAGACAGCUUUACAGUUUUUUUUUUUUAAGUUAGAACAAAUUUAAGCAUUCAGAUGUAUAUGUACAGUGUAUUUUAUUUAUUUUGAUACUGAUGACUCUUUAGAAAGAGUAUGUUACAGUUAAACAAAAUGAAAUUUGCUUUACACAUAAAUGCACUUUAGAAAGAGUGUUUUAAAUUUGUUUUUUUCUUAAGUUGAUUGUAUCAUUAUUUAUUCAAGGAAACAGGAAUUAAUUAUUGAAGGAGGAAAUCCAAAUUAUCAAUAUGACUAACAUUCAUUCUGUCACAUGAAGAGCGUAGAUUUGAUAUCUUAAUGAUUAAAUGAAUGUAAAAAAUCUCUCAAUUUGGUGCAUUUAUUAGGUUUAUUUAUGGUAGAAACUAGGGCUAAAUUUUGUCUUAUACUUGUAUUCCUGUAAAUACUAGUAACCAAAAAACGCCUCAUGAAAAUUUACCAACCAUGAUUUAGCAUCUGAUCUUUGUGAGAAACCAGAAAUACAUGUAAACCCAUUUGAUUAGGAAAAUAAGUACCGGUAAACUGUUAGAAACAACACUCCAGUAUUGAUGAUUUUCCUAAUUGUUUUUAUAUUUAUCUAAUUUUUUAAAUGUCCACAUGAUGCCACUACUGUACAGAAUAGCUAGAUUCAAAUCAAAAUCCAGUCAGAUAUUAUUUAGUGAUUGUUAGAUCAGUCACUGCAUUGUAUUUUAUUAGCAGAAAAUUAAGUAGCAUUUGUGUGCAGUGAGAAAUGUUAAAGAUAUUUCAUAUUAAAUGAUGUUGGUUUUUUGCAUUAAAUUAAAUUUUGAUUCA